Schistocerca cancellata (South American locust) is the source of this 696-nucleotide messenger RNA. Its product is annotated as general transcription factor II-I repeat domain-containing protein 2-like. The record is from RefSeq and is a predicted model, not a curated record. The transcript has a single exon. Lineage: Eukaryota; Metazoa; Arthropoda; Insecta; Orthoptera; Acrididae. The coding region runs from base 1 to 696 and encodes 231 amino acids.
AUGGUAAGCAUUACAACAGAUGGAGACAGAGCAUUCUGUGGGAAAAAUAAAGGUAUGGUGAAACUUUUAAAAAACAAGUUACAAGCCGAAGACACAGACAGUGAUAUUUUGGAUUUUCAUUCCAUUUUACAUCAGGAAAGCCUCUGCAAGACUGCACUAGACUUAAAGCAUGUGGUAGAUCCUGUUGCUGGUCUUGUGAACACAAUCAGAGCAAGACAGUUCAAAUCUCUUCUUGAGGAGGUGGGGGCAGAACAUGAAGAUGUAAUUUACCAUAACAGUGUGAGGUGGUUGAGCUUGGGUGAAGUAUUAAAAAGAGUCUGGGCAUUACAGGAUGAAAUUAUUUUAUUUCUGGACACUAAGGAGAUAUCUAAUGAUUUUGUUGCAAAAAUAGGAUGUGAAGAGUGGAGAUAUGAUAUGAUGUUUGCAGCUGAUAUUUUUGAAAAACUGAAUGAGCUGAAUGUGACAUUGCAGGGAAAGGGGUUGUUUGCUCAUGAAAUGUGGACACAUGUCAAAGCAUUUAAAACAAAACUAGAUCUGUUUGCAAGGCAAGCAAAUGAAGGUAAAUUUUGUAAUUUCCCUUUAUUAGGGAAACAGAAAGUACCUGGAAGUGUUUCAGCUAACAUUAGGGAUUAUCUGCAGAGUUUAGAGGCUGAGUUUACUACAAGAUUUCAGGAUUUUGUGAAAAUUGAGCCUUAG